Talaromyces proteolyticus is the source of this 1287-nucleotide messenger RNA. RefSeq lists its product as uncharacterized. Gene Ontology annotation, cellular component: actin cortical patch. Gene Ontology annotation, molecular function: phosphatidate phosphatase activity. The transcript has a single exon. Lineage: Eukaryota; Fungi; Ascomycota; Eurotiomycetes; Eurotiales; Trichocomaceae. The coding region runs from base 1 to 1287 and encodes 428 amino acids. The record is from RefSeq and is a predicted model, not a curated record.
AUGGAACGAAUCAAGCAAAAAGCAGAGGAAAAGCCCGAGGAAUCAGCGGCCCGGCGCGCCGCAGGCUUCUCUCGCAUCGAAAAGAAGCUUCCUAGCAGAUUCUCGCGGCGACCUUCCGAUAUCCUGAGGUCCAUGUUCACGACGCUUCGCAGCAAAAACCCGCUGGCGCAACCGGUUAAUCUGGACGAGAACAUAGUGUGGCUAUUUGACAACCAUGCCUAUCAACCCAUCCAUCCAUACCCGCACAAGCCCCAGCCAUGGCAGAUCGAAGUGGUAGCUUGUGCGUUUGUGCGCGGGCGCAAUGAUAUCAGUGAGCAUAUCGCUACUGUCGCGGAUACCAUUGGCCUGGACGGCAAAAGAGGAGACGAUGGAGUCAUUCAGCAGCGGAUUGCGCAGCGUUUACAACCCCUGCUAUACUCUGUCGCCCCGGCGCGCACCAUGGUGCUCAAAGUGCCUUCCCCCCUCAGCGACAACACCAUUCAAGAUCAUGGCCUGGGUCCGACGAAUAGCGAUGGCAUUCUUUCGCAGAUUGUCUCGACUCCGCAUCGCUCGAUAACGGAUGGACUUGCAAUCACGUCUCAUUUGGAAGGCUCGAGUGGCACGGUGACAAUGACCACGACGUUUGCGGUCCCAGAAGGGUGGCUGUUGAUUUCCGACAUCGACGACUCCAUCAAGCUCACGCAGACGUCCGACGCAGUUGGAAUUCUGCGCACGACAUUCGCAGAGGAACCACAGCCGAUCCAAGGCAUGCCGGAGCUUUACAGACACAUUGAAAAGACACUGAGCCCAGCAUGGAUAUACCUUUCAGCAUCGCCAUACAAUCUCUACCAGUUUCUGCGUGACUUCCUUCACGCCUACUACCACCCAGGCACUCUCAUCCUUCGAGAGAACUCCUGGCAUGACCUGGGCGGAUUCUUAAAGUCAUAUAGUAUGGGGACGCAAGCAUACAAAGCCGAUCGAAUCGACAAAAUACACGGCUGGUUCCCGCAACGAAAGGUGCUGUGUGUGGGCGAUUCCACUCAGAGUGACCCGGAAGCAUACGCGGAACUGUAUAGGAAGUAUAAAGGCUGGAUCCGCGCAAUCUUCAUCCGCAAGGUGACCAAUAUCCCGCACAUGGACGAGAAGAAUUCAGACGGCAGAUUCCAGAAGGCCUUUGAAGGAAUACCGGACAAUGUCUGGACGGUCUUUGAGCAACCUGAGGAAUUAUACCAGCUUGUGGACAACCUCAAGGCCAACGAAGCAGCCGGGUCUAAUGCAUCUGGUGUCCAAGCACUGUAUGAGAAAUAG